AUGGCAGAAGUAGGCAUUGGAGCAAAUGGCAGAACCUGUGCUUGCCAAAGGAGGAAGGUGGUUUGGGAUUCACAUCACUUUUUGAUGUCUCAAGAGCAUUAUUUUUCCAGACUUUGGUGGAACUUCAGGACAACAAAAACUCUUUGGGCCAACUUCAUGUGGAAUAAGUACUGCAAAAAGGAACUCCCCACUACUGUCCAAUUUAGGGAAGGCUCACAUGUUUGGAGGAAAAUGUUGGAGGCAAGGGAAGAAAUAGAACAUGAAAUACUAUGGGAAUUGAACAGAGGCACCACCAACAUUUGGCAUGAAAACUGGACCGGUCUAGGUGCUUUGUAUCAUGCUGUGCCAUCAGACUUUGACACCAAUGAAAACCUUCAGGAGGUAAUUGAGCUAAGAGAAGGGUAUGACUGGAAUUAUCAGAUGCUGGAGAAUAACUUUCCAGCAGAGAUUGCAGCAUACAUCAGUCAGGAGCUUCAUUUUGAAAAUACAUAUGAAGGUUGUGACACUCCUAAAUGGAUGCCUACUGCUUCAGGGAGGUUCUCAGUAACUACUGCUUGGCAAUUAAUGAGGCACAGAGCACAUCCAAAACAUGAAUAUAAACUACUGCGGACUAAAGGUCUACCCUUCAAAAUUUCUUUCUUUCUUUGGCGACUAUGGAAAGGAAAAGUUCCAACAUAUGACAUGUGGAGAAAGAAUGGCUACAUGGUGGUAUCAAAAUGUUGGUGUUGUCUUCAACCUGAGGCAGACUCUAUUCAACAUCUUUUCUUAACAAGUUCUACAGCAAACAGAGUGUGGAGAUUUUUUGGACAGGCAGCAGGUAGCUCCAACAGUGAUAACCUGGGAGCUUUGGAAGAGAAGAAACACAAUGAAGCAUGA
Nicotiana tabacum (common tobacco) is the source of this 876-nucleotide messenger RNA. NCBI's taxonomy places the organism in Eukaryota, Viridiplantae, Streptophyta, Magnoliopsida, Solanales, Solanaceae. The record is from RefSeq and is a predicted model, not a curated record.